Myxozyma melibiosi is the source of this 1452-nucleotide messenger RNA. RefSeq lists its product as uncharacterized. Lineage: Eukaryota; Fungi; Ascomycota; Lipomycetes; Lipomycetales; Lipomycetaceae. The record is from RefSeq and is a predicted model, not a curated record. The transcript has a single exon. The coding region runs from base 376 to 1410 and encodes 344 amino acids.
AAAUGGAUUACCACAAUCGACUACAUCUGCUACAGGGCAAGAAUACAAAUACUAAACUAAUUGAAUUGAGUUUGAUUGCUUAUUAAAUAUAAUACAGAUAUCGAUUACUCCUCACUCUCACCGGAAGACCACCUAUGCCUGUCCUUCCACCUCGAUUCACUCUCCCACGCCGACGCCCUCUUCCGCACCUCUUCCUACGAGCAAUGCAUCUCCUUCUGCCAACAGCGUCUUCUUUCCAACGGCUCCAACCAUCACCCCUCCCGCACCACCGCGUCCUUCUCGCCCCGCAAAACUCACCACUUCCUGACCGCCAGACAACGGCUCUCCCAAGACGUUCGCGAUAGCCCCGUGCCGGACUACUUCAAGAGCUGGUACAUGGCUUACCAGGUGUACUCCAACCUCCGCCUCUCCCGUUUCCUCCACGCCGCAAGCGAAUGCGCACAUACCAUAGUCUUGCUCGAGGCAAUCGUUGAGCGAGCGGAAACAGACGCGGACUACAUCGCAGACUUUUCUGUCGAAAAACGCGACCGGCUCUGUCGUCUGCUCAGAACCCGUCGGUAUUCAAUCUCAAUCGCGUUUUCCCAGAUCCUAAGAGUCUGGCAAACAUCGUCGUCGUCGUCGUCAGGAACUACUCUGAAACCGCAGACGAACGCGGCUAUCCAUCCGCGCGCGACUUUUGACUAUAUCUUUGAAUCCUGCCAGGCCGUUUACAAAUCAUCCGGGCUGUCGCCUGAUCUGCUUGAUCAGUACCUCAAUCUGAUCUUUGUCAGAAACUCGCCGUUUCUACUGGUCGACUGUAGUCGCGGCUGCUACAUGAACACAACCCCGCGUCGCUCUGGGAAGAUCAAGAUCAAAGCCGGACAACCAUCGACUGCCAAAUCCCGUCGGCGCAUGCUAAUCUUCCCCGCCUGCGCGGCAUCAUCCAAAUACUCCUCACACCCACCCUUCACCCACAAAGCUCUCGCACCCGACGACAGCAGCAGCAGCAACCCCGAGAUACCCCUCAUUCUAUCCGACUCCUCGCUCUGCGCGUUCUGGCACGCGCGCACCCUGCUAUUCAGCGCGGCGAUCUACCUUCGCCUCGCGAAUCUCGAGCCGGCAAUGUGUAGACUAGGCGACUCUGUCCGGCUUUUGAAGUCCGUGCUUGUGUCUUUUGAUAAUACCGCGAUACCAGAACCGAUACCCCCGGCGUCAGUGAGGAGUUCUGAUGUGAAGGAGGUUUAUGAGUUGUUGGAUCGGUUAUUGUUUGAGAUAGAGUUGGGGCGGGCGUGUAUUGGUGGUGAGGUUAUUGAUAGGGAUGUGAUUGUCGAUACCUACGUUAAAGCCAAUAGCCUGUUUUUUCACUGUCAAAAGGCUUAUAUCGCACGACUCAGAGUGCACAACUUGGACAGACUAGAUAGAAAGCAGUGAUACCCAGACUGUAAAAGUACAUAUGAACUACAAACCCAUAUC